This is a messenger RNA of Leptosomus discolor (cuckoo roller), 1417 nucleotides long. Lineage: Eukaryota; Metazoa; Chordata; Aves; Leptosomiformes; Leptosomidae. The record is from RefSeq and is a predicted model, not a curated record.
AUGCCACACGCAUCCACCAUCUUGAUUGGGGGCAGGGCAUGCGAUAACAGCGUUGGGCGCCAUCUUGAAUACGGGCAAGGGCCCCGGCGUGCGCAUUGUGUUGUGCCCCGCAGCGCGGGCCGGGGCCUGCGGGAGCGGCCCAACCGCUGCCGCCAUGUUGACUACGGGCACGGAAGCCGCGGGCUCCUCUCCGUUGCCAUCUCGAGUAAGGGAGGUCGGGGGGGCCUCAUCGCCGAAAUUCGGUUAACGGUUAGCACCGCCGGUCUGGGGACUUGUAACUGUGCUAGGCAGCGCUUCAAAGCUUUAUUUAAGAAUGAGAGCGUCAGUGACAGAAGGUGCAGCAAUGCCAGCUCAUUUCGCGUGGCUCUCUCCAAUCUCGUGACCUGGGCGCACACUCAUGGGACCAUAUGCAGUCAGAUCCCAGCCUUGGAGAAUGUGCAGAACGUGGGUCAUCCGAGCAAGGAAAAUUCUGUCCUGUGGAUAUGUGGAGCUGGACAUGCCUAUCUCUGGCAGUGUGGAAAAUUAGACAUCAGAAGCAGAGAAGAGAACAAAGCUGUCAAAAAGAGAAGGUGGUCAGUAGCUUCUGAGGCGUCGUCGAGGGAAGCUAAUUUAGGUGAAAAGAGGUUCAGGACAACUCCAUCUUUUGAGAGGGCUGAAGCGGACGCUGUUAGCACAGGGUCAUGUAGCAGAUCUCCAGGGGUCACGCAGCAGAAAGAUGAUACAGUCUACAUAAUACACAGUGAGCCUUCACCCCGAGAAAAGGAGAAGAAAAGCGAGUCCAUGAAAUCGUGCUUUGCAGCAGAGCAGCAUUUGUCCAUGUCUGGUGGUGAAGUCAAAGCUGACAGAUGUAAGGUGAAGCUAGAAAGCAAGGAAGAUCUACAGAUCAUUUCUGACGAAGAGCAGUGUACGUCAGAUGAAGACAACAAAGGGGUUGGAAUCAACCAGAACGUGCUGUCAGACUCACCAGUUAACGGCAUGACUGCUAAGGAAGAUUUGCAAACACAUCGCAGUCAGAAGGUGGCAUUUAACAAUCCGACAGCCACCCAAACAUCUGGCUUUGCCCCCACGGGAAAGCCACCCCUACCUCUUCCCCAGUUUCUAACAUCUCUCGUCAGCAAUCCAGAGAGCCUGGAGGGCAGCGUCGUGAGGUUGGGUCCUCUUCAUCCUGCAGGGCCCGUCACUGAAGCUUCCAGACCCAGGAACCCCCCUGGGCCAGCCGUGCCAAAAGAACAUUUAAAAUCUGUUCCCGUCUCCAGCAUUGAAGCAAAGGCCCCGCUCGGCUCGCCCGCCUCUGUGACGUUCUUUGAGUUUGAAGCCGGUGUAGAUGUCCAGCCGCCAUUCCAGCUGAGCCCUCCCGACUGUGGCACACCAGGAAUGGGCUUAAGUGGGAACGUCACUGAAAACCCUGCCGAGGAGG